Theobroma umbraticum is the source of this 2227-nucleotide messenger RNA. RefSeq names its product NPR1-like protein 3 (gene NPR3). NCBI's taxonomy places the organism in Eukaryota, Viridiplantae, Streptophyta, Magnoliopsida, Malvales, Malvaceae. Gene Ontology annotation, biological process: defense response to bacterium; regulation of salicylic acid mediated signaling pathway; defense response to fungus. Gene Ontology annotation, molecular function: protein binding. Gene Ontology annotation, cellular component: nucleus. The record is from RefSeq and is a predicted model, not a curated record.
CGUUGUUUUAGAUCAAAUAGCAAUAGGAAGUUGGUUUUUUGGGACGAAAGUUUUGAACGUUGUUGUUCAUGAAUUAAGAUUUUGACUACGGUUUUAAUGGCGUAUUUAUCUGAGCCAUCAUCUUCUUUGAGCUUCAGUUCAUCUUCUCAUCUAUCAAAUGGCUCAAUUACUCACAAUAUACCCUCCUUUACUGUUCCUGAAACUGGGGCUAGCCUUGAAGUUUUAAGUUUGACCAAGCUCAGCACCAGCUUGGAGCAACUUGUUGAUGACAACGGUCCUGAUUUUAGUGAUGCUGAUAUAGUUGUUGAAGAUGUUCCUGUUGGUGUUCAUAGAUGUAUUUUAGCUGUUAGGAGUAAGUUUUUUAAUGAGUUAUUCAAGAAAGGAAAUGGGUCUUGUGAGAAAGAAGGAAAACCAAGUUAUAACAUGAGUGAGUUGUUGCCUUAUGGCAAGAUUGGACUUGAAGCUUUUCGGAUCGUCUUGCAUUAUUUGUACACUGGGAAGCUGAAGCCUUCUCCUAUGGAGGUUUCUACAUGUAUUGAUAAUGUUUGUGCUCAUGAUGCUUGUCGACCCGCCAUCAAUUUUGCUGUGGAGUUGAUGUAUGCAUCAUCGAUAUUUCAAAUACCGGAGCUGGUUUCACUUUUUCAGCGACGUCUUCUUAAUUUUGUUGAGAAGGCUCUUGUAGAAGAUAUUAUCGCAAUUCUUGUGGUUGCUUUCCAUUGUCAAUGCAGUCAGCUUGUUUCUCAAUGUGUUGAUAGAGUGGCACGGUCAGAUCUUGAUAGCGUCUCUAUUGAGAAAGAGCUUCCUUAUGAAGUUGCGGAGAGUAUUCGGUUGCUUCGCCGCAAGUCUCCACCUGAUGGUGAAGAUAAUGAUGCUGUGGUUGACCCUUUGCCAGAAAAAAGAAUCCAGAGAAUACAUAAAGCAUUAGACUCUGACGAUGUUGAACUUGUUAAACUACUUUUAACUGAGUCUGACAUAACUUUGGAUGAUGCUGCUGCCCUCCAUUAUGCUGCAGCAUAUUGUGAUCCCAAGGUUGUCUCUGAGGUUCUUGGCCUGCGUCUGGCUGAUGUCAAUCUGCGAAAUUCUCGUGGUUACACCGUUCUUCACAUCGCUGCAAUGCGUAAAGAACCAUCAGUGAUAAUGUCUCUUCUGGCAAAAGGGGCCUCUGCUUCAGAGUUGACAGUGGAUGGACGAAGUGCAGUUAACAUCUGCCGGAGGUUGACAAGACCAAAGGAUUAUCAUGCAAAAACAGAGCAGGGAAAGGAAACAAAUAAAGACAGGAUAUGCGUUGAUGUUCUAGAAAGGGAAAUGAGGAGGAAUCCUAUGGCUGGGGAUGUGUCUGUUACUUCCCAUACAUUGGCUGAUGAUCUGCACAUGAGACUUCUGUAUCUAGAGAACAGAGUGGCUUUUGCAAGGCUACUUUUCCCUAGUGAAGCAAAACUUGCUAUGGACAUAGCACAUGCUGAGACAACCUCUGAGUUUGCUGGUCUUUGUGCAUCAAAAGGUUCAAAUGGAAACUUAAGGCAGGUUGACUUGAAUGAGACACCCGUUAUGCAGAAGAAAAGACUUCUUGCAAGGAUGGAGGCCCUCAUGAAAACAGUGGAGAUGGGUCGGCGCUAUUUCCCUCAUUGCUCAGAAGUGCUAGAUAAGUUCAUGGAGGAUGACCUUCCUGAUUUAUUUUACCUGGAGAAGGGCUCCUCAGAGGAGCAGAAAAUAAAGAGAUCACGUUUCAGGGAGUUGAAGGAUGAUGUUCAGAAGGCAUUUAAUAAGGACAAGGCUGAGUUUAACCGCUGUGGUUUGUCUUCAUCCUCAUCCUCAUCAUCUUUAAAAGAUGGUGGCCCUUACAAGCUCAGAAAAUUGUGAAGAAAUGUAGGUUGUCUACAAUAAUGAUGAUGGUCACGAGCUAAAAGCUUUGGAGUUUAGACAAAGGUUUAUCGUGAGAGAAACCAAGCGUUUGCUGCUGCUUCUGUGUAUAAAUGUUUGGCCAGGAAAACUUGUUCUGUAAUUUAGCCUUUGGUGAUAAAGUUAGCAGAAGUUACAUACCGUUAUAAAGUCUAUAGGAAUGUCAUGUUCUUUAGUGACUCAGAGAACUCUGAUAAAAGAGUUCUUAAGCUGAUUUGUUCACCUUUCAAUUUUUGCUUUCAUUUUUGGAUCGAUAGGUUGGUCUGGUAGUGUUAGAGAAUGACGAUGAUAAUGAAAACGGUGUUAUAUAAAGUUAUCCUACCUUGUA